AUGUAGAAUCGCCAAACAUUUUAAAAUUAAAUCAUGCAAAGUUUUAAAUAGUCUAAAAAGAAGAAAGAAAAAGAAGAAAAAGAAGAUGAAAACUAGCGUGUUUACUCUCGAAAGUUAGAGUUAGUGAAUGGCGAGCUUUUUGGCAAGAUAUAAGUUAUUUCAGAUAAAAUAUGCACAACAAAUAAAAUCUCUUUCUUCAAAAAGGAUCGAUAUGUUAUAUUUAACUUUUUGCUCAUGCUAUCGAAGAAUUACUUCUACCGGUUUGGAAAUACGGCUUGUAUAGUUAUUGUUUUUAUUUUUUUAGGUACGCCUGUCAAAAACAUGAUAAAAAGUAGACUUACCUAUGAAAUAAACGACUAUAUCUACUUUUACUUGCUUUAAUCAGUAAUAGGUUUCAUUGUUUUACUGAUAAGAGACUUGUAUAUUAUUACAAACUUAUAAGGACUACUUUCUUAGAUAAACCAAUCACAAUACACUCUUUUCCAAAAAUUUAAUGAUGAUAAGAUUUAGCAAUUAAUAAAGUCAAGUAGAGAUGAUGAGGAUGAUUAAUAUAAAUAAAAAAUAGCUACUUACACUUCUUCAGAGGUCUCAAAUAUAUAAAUUGGUGAUAUAGUUCUAUUAAAGAAAGGUGACAUUUGCCCAGCUGACUGCCUUAUACUGGAUAUGAAAGAGUAAUUUUGUUCAGUAAAGAAUAAUGUCUGCUCCGAGUCAAACUAAUUUGACAUAAAGCGUGCACCACAAGUCACAUAAAUCUUAAGCACUUCAAAAAUUAAAGGGUUUCACUUUGAAUAUAGAAAAAUACUCAAUGGAAUUGUAGAAUUUGUUAGUUCUACUGAAAAUGAAACCUAAUUUGAAGGCUAUAUAAAACUUAAUAAGGAUCCUAAUGGAGAAAAUCUAAAUGACUAAAACAUGAUUUUCAGAGGUUAGGAACUCAUGUACACAGAAUGGUGCGUUGCAUUAGUUCUUUAUGUAGGUUAUGAAUGCAGAUUUUUUAAAAUAUACUCAGAAGAAAGAAAAAAAAUAAAAUUUGCAAAAGGAAAUCUUAGCAAUAAAAUAGAAAAAUUCUUUUUGUUUACAUUUUUAUUUAUAAUAUUAUUUACUCUUGCUUCAUCUAUUAUUGAUUAUACUUAACCUUUCAAUUCCAAAUUUAACUCUACUCAAAUUGAUCAAAAUACUGGAUAAGUAGCUGCCACUUACUUCAUCGAAUACAUUAUCUUCCUUCCUAUAGUGUUAUAUCCCUUUUAUGAUAUCAUGCAUCUUACUUAUUUGUACAUGAAAAAAAGAGUGUUUGAAAAUCCAUUUUAGUUCUUUCCUUGCUAAUUAGAUAUAAAAAAAGAUGAAGACCAAAACAAUGAAGAUCUUUAGGAAAUAAAUUUGUAAGAAUCAGCUUUUACUCCAAUAGAUGAUAUAUAAGAUAGUGAAAUGUGUUUAUCAACUCAUGCGGUUUUUAGCAAAAGCGGCACAUUAACUCAUAAUGAAGAAUUCUAACUAGCUUCUAUCACAAUUGGUAAUAAAAUGUAUAAAUUAAAUAUCGAAACUCUAACAAAUGUAAUUAAUCAUAUCGCUGCUGCAAAACCUUCGCUUCAGUAUGUUUAAGAAAAUAAAGUACCUUCAUAUGAAGCAAUAGAUAUUGAUGAGGGAACAAUAAACAACUCUCCAGAUAGAAAAAAUGUCUGUACUCGUAAAUAAAACCUUGAAAAGAUGUAAGCUAAUGAUUUUGAUCUUAUGAUGCUAAGAAAUGUUUUUGUAUAAAAUGUAUAAAACUAAACUUUAAACACUUAAAGCACAUAAUAGUAAAAUGAAGAAACAAUAAAUACAAAUGAAGCUAGAGAGUAGAAAUACAAAAAAGAAUACUUGGAUACCGCUUCCCCAUUAAAUGGUAAUGGUUCACUUGAAAAAAAUACUUAAAUUAACUAAUAAAUAGAUGCUUCACCUAUUUUGCAUCAUCGUUCUGACAUAGGAAGAAUGUUUUCUAGCCCUAAAUCUAAUAUUUCAGGUGAUUUUUUGAAUGAACCAGACUACAUAAAUUUAAGAGGAUAGACAAUCAGUGAGAACUAAAGCAUGGAAAGCUCUCCAGCAGAUGUUCAUCAUAAAUUUGAAAAUGUAUUAGUCCGUUAAAAAAAUGAGUCUUGUUCCAUGAGCUAGAGUGGCAUACAUUUGGAUAUAAGCAAUUUUACAGGAGGAAUAGAAAAAUUUUACAAAAACACUUAGUAGAAUUCAUAAUUUACAAUCGAAGGAUUGUUAGAUAGCUAAGCACCACUUGAUUUCUCAUCAAGUAUCAAUAACAGUAAAAUUGGCUAAAAUAGUUUUGAGAAAAAUGACAUUGAAUUCAUACAAGAAGAAAGAGAUUUUCUUAAAGAUCUCCUCAAAAAUGAUUAAUCGUUUGCUAAUGCAAUUAAAGCCAUAUCAGUUUCUCACAUGACAAAAACUAAAUUUUAGCAAACUUAGCUUCAAUUUUUUUAAGAAACGAUAAAUCCAUUAGAUAAAUUGAUUUAAGAUUUUACAUCUCAAAUAGGCUAUUAAUUUAGGUGUUCAAAUAAAAUAAAUGAUGGAGGUAAAGAUAAAUUUUAGUAUAUCUUCACAAACUAUUAAAAUGAAACUAAAAAAUACACACUCCUCCUGCCACCUGCAUAUAAUGAAAGAAAAACAAGGUUCUGCAUCAUUUUGAAGGAAGACGAUUCUAAAAGAUAUACCCUCUACUUAAAAGAAGAAUUAGUAAAUUAUCCUAGCUAUAUGAUGGUUGAUAAAGGUAUAAAUAGACAAGAUUAAGAAAAGAGACUUAGGAGACUAAUAGAGCAAGGACAAAUUCCUAUUGCCUUCUGUAAAAGAGAAUUGGAUGAAUUAGAAAUCUAUUAGAUAUAAAACUAAUAUGAGAAUGCUUUGAAAGCUCCAGAAUUCUAUUAAAACAAAGAGGCGAUCAUUAAUUAUAUAUAUUCCUCUUACAUUUUUAAACUUGAACUGUAAUGUAUUAUUGGUAUUUAAGAAACUUUAAGAAAAGAUAGCUAAGAAUUAGUUAGCUUGAUGAAUGAAAGUUUCAUUAAUACUUGGAUGCUGACUGGAGACUAGUUCCAAAAAGCUGUCCCUGCUGCAUACAAUUGCAGAAUUUUACAAAGGGAAUCUACUUAACAAACUUUAAUUUUUGAUUGCAAUAGCUAUAAAAAUCUAAAAGCGCUUAUUAAAAAUUAUAUUAUAAUACUUAAACAAAAAUAUCUUGGAGAAACUCCUCAAAUAAAUAAAAAUUAAAAUGACUUUCAAAUAUAAAACAGUUUGAAAAGAAAGAAGACUUCAUUCACAAACUAUGAAAAAGAAGACAAUAACAAAAUAUUUAACAUUAUAAUAUCUGGAAAGACCUUUGAAAUUAUUUAAAAAAAUUAAUAUUUAAAUGAUCACUUUACAUUUCUUUUAUUCUUUACAAAAAACUUAGUUGGAUAUUAAUUCGAUUAAUUCCAAAAAGCAUAAAUUUUAUAAAAUCUUAAAAAAUGCUAGCCUAAAUCAAAAAUUUUAGGAAUUGGCAAUGGAUUGUCUGACCUAAGAAUGUAUGCCUAGUGUGACUAUUCAAUUGAAGUUGUUGACUUCUAAAAACGGGAAAUUUAUGCAAGGGCAAAUAGUAUUGUACGUAGCAUGAAAGAUAUUAUAAAGCAACUGGCAAUAAAUUCAAAAAUAAAUUAUUUGUUUAGAGAAGAUUUAAUUAUAAUUAUUUUCAAGAAGUGCUUUUUAUUAGGCUUACUCAUGUUUUUUUGGAAUAGUUAUUAAUCUUCUUAUGGGAUAUAAUUAUUUGAUUAGAUUUACUUGUUUUAAAAUAUAUACUAUACCCCAAUGGCCAUUUUUUUAUUGCUGAUGCUAAAAAUGUACAAAUGGCAAUAGCCUUUCAAAAAAGAAAUUAUUGAUAAAGUCUAAACAAUCAUUUACAUAAUCCAUAAUAAAUCAGCCAAAAGAGAUAAUAUUAUUUAAUACAUCAAAACUGUAUUUUUGUAAGGAACCAUAGAUGGUUUAUUGCUAUUUUUAGUAAAUAUUUUUUAGUAUUAACGCAGCUUUAUCUCAAAUAAUGGGUAGGUUUUAGAUCAAAAAUUUUUGGACUACUUUUUGUACUAGAAUUUUCAUGCAUUUUUAAUUUACAAAUAUUUAUCUUAUCGUAAAUUAAAUUGGAAAAUUUGGAUAAUUGCAAUUAUCUCAAUAUGCUUAAUUUAAGUUAAUAGAAUAUGGGAUAAGGACAUACAAGCUUAGUCUUUUGUAGUAGUUAAUAUGACAUAAGUCUGCCAAGGUUUCUUGACUAUCUCAAUAAAUUUAUUUACAUUAAAUUUCUAUCCCCUAUUCUAGACAAAAAUAAGUAAAUAAUCCAAGAAAUUUUAUGAGCUCUUUGAAAUCCUAAAGAAUCUUUUACUAGAAAAACCUAUAAAAAAGUUUAAUUUACAUAUGACUAAGGUUAUAAGAAACGUCUUUAAAGAUAGAGAAAAAGAAAGAGCGCUUGAAGAACUAAUUACAGAUGACGCCACUAUAUCUUAAUCCAAGACUAAUCCUUUUACCUUAAAGUUCCUUUAAAAAGAAACUGAAACUAAAUAUAUCUAAAUGAUAUCUUAACGUGAUAAGCGAUUCAUGUAGAUUUAUAUUAUUUUGUAAAUACUUCUACAGUACAUUUGCUAAGCUCUAAUGUACUCUUAUGAAUUGUAAGAUAACCACACCUUUAAUAGUUUUUCUAUCUGCUCAGCUAUACUAGCAAUAACGUGGUUUAUAACUUUAACAUCAAUUUAUAGCAAAUACUUUUUAUAAAUAAAUAAUUUUAUCAUAUUUAUAAAAGUAUUGUGCAACUUAGAUUUGAUAUUAUCAGGAAAGUAUGUCUAAAAUUCAUUACAAGAAAUUAUUAACCAUUUGAUUAUAAGCCAAUAGAGCUACGUCAAUCCUAUUUAUUAUAUUGCUGCAAUUAUGACUACAACUCUUACUUUUAUUUUUGCUUUUUUUAAAAAAUAUAAUUAAUUUGAGUAUUUCAACGAGUAAAAUCUUGAAACAAGCUAUUUCAUUACUUAGACUAAUUAAUACAUACAAAGCACUGUCUUGGUAUUCUAAGUUUUGAUUGUUAUUUUGAUUAUCAAAAAUAAAUACAGGUUUGAUCAUCUUUAAAGGCUUCAUUUUUAAAAAUUAAAUCAUCUAUCCUAUGAAACAAAAAAAAUUUAAGGAGUAUUGUCGAUUUUAAUGCCUAAAUUUAUUAGAGAUAAAAUAGACAAAAAUGGUGAAGUGCAACUGCAGGAAGAUCAAGGUGAAGUUUCUAUUCUUUUCUGCGAUAUUUGUGAUUUCGAACAGAUUUUGAGUGCAGAAUAAGAGAACAUUGUGAGGCUAGUUGAUAAACUCUUUAGAAGCUUUGACAGUCUUUGCAAUCAUGCAGGCCUUUAAAAAAUUGAGACUGUAGGUAAAACUUAUAUGGCUGCAGGAGGAUUGAAGGAUUCUGAAAAUAAAAAGAGCUAAUACAAGUAAAUAAAUCCUGUGGCAAGAGCUGUCAUUAUGAGUUUCGAAAUGAUGGAUAUCAUUAAGUAAUUCAACUAUGGCGAUAAUGAGAAAGUAAAAAUUAAGAUAGGUAUUCAUUAUGGAAGAGUUAUUGCAGGUGUCAUAGGAUGCCACAAACCAUAGUUCAGCUUAAUAGGGGAUACAGUAAACACUGCAAGUAGAGUAUGUAGUACAGGUGAUGUGGGUUAAAUAACCUUGUCAGAGUAGGCAUACGAUGAAAUUAAACAAAUUCCGUACAUAAUUUUUUAGAAGAAGAGAGUGUAUGCUAAAGGUAAGGGAGAUAUUAACACUUACUAAGUUAUGAAAAGGCAAAAGUAGAAAAACUAAAAUUCAAACGAAAUUCCUUUAAGAGACUAAGUUAUUUAGAGAGUGAGCUAAAAGAAGAAUUCGGAAAAAGGAUUCAUAAAUUAACUUAGUGAAAUGAGCAACAAGAAUAUGAGGAAAAAUAAAACAACUAUAUUAAAACAAAGAAAAAUUUUAAAUGAGUACCACUCUCAAGAAAACAUAGAGUAUUUCAACUCAUUUAACUUUUAGUUAAAUAGUCCAACUAAACUUAGCGAAAAUAAGAAAUAUAACAUUAAAAUUCCUGAUUAAUUGACUGCUAAUAGGUAGCAGCAAUAAGAAGAAGGAGGUACUACAAACUUUGAAGAGAUGAGCUCAUACAAAUUUGCAAUUUAGAGUAACAAUCUGCAUACUAUAAAUGGAUUUGCUCAAUCAUAAAAAAGCUCGAAUAACAAUAUCUUAUCUAAACCAUUUUUAUCAAACGGAGCACUAACGAAAGCUUUCAGUAGUAAAGUCUUAGGUAAUUAAGGAGAAGCAAUUUAAGAAGCAGACGAAGAAGAAGAUAAAAAAAUCGAAGCUCACAAGAAAAGUUAAGAAUAAUUCAUAGAAGAAAGGAAGAAAUCUGAAAUUAGUCAAAAUUUACAAGAUCAGUAAAGAAAAAUAACAACUAGUCUGAAUUAUCAAAUAAAUAACAGAAAUUAUAAUUCUCCUAGCAUAGAAAAUAAAAAUAAUAUAGAACAAUCUACCAUCAAAGAAAAAGUAGAUAUUUACACUAAAUUAGAUUGCUAAAAUAAGGAGACCGUUGAUGAAGAUAUUUGUUAGUAAAUUCUACGUAAAUAAUCAAAGUUCAAAAAUGAAUAUGAAUAAACACCUUAGUCUGAAACAAACACACUAAAAAAUCAUAAUUUAUAAACUUACGAGCUUAUCAGUCCCAUAGAAGCUUAAAAAACUGUUACUAUUGAUGAGCAAGCAGUCACUUAAGAAAAUUAGAUAGAAUAAUAUGAUUUAAAUAAUUUGAAACGUCAGGAUAGAAAAAGCAAACGUUAUUUAUCGAAAGAGCUCUCUAAAAUGUGGAAUCAAAAAAUAGAUAAUCCAGAAUCCUCUACAAUAAUUAUAUAACCUAUUAAAGCUUUAGAAUAAGAAUUGGGUACUGAUUUAAAGAUAGACAUAAUCUAAGAAGUAAAAGAAGCAGAAGUCGAAAUUGAAAAACUAGAUGAGCUUUUUGUAGAAGAAAAAAUAUUAAAUAAAAAAUUAGGAAAAAAAAAUCACAGUGAGCACUCUUACCAAUAUAAUGAAUUCUUGAAAAUAGAUGAUUAUUUUUUAAAAGUUUUUCUUUAACACCAAAUACAUAUUAAUUCAAAUGUGUUAAAAAGAACUCUAAUUUUAAGCAUCAUGAUGGCUAUUUUUAAGAGUGUUUGCAUAAUACUUGUGUUACAUGAUUUUACUGAUUUUUUAUAUUUUUGUAUCAUUCUAUAUGGAGUCUCUAUAACUAUCUGCUUGGCUAUGCUUAUAAUUUAGAAAAAGAAAAUCUUUAAGAUAAAUGGUUACAAAAUAAGUAUUAUUUUGUCUUUUAUUUACUACAUUCAGUCAGCAUCAGUUUUUAUUGAAAUUUUAUUAAUGAAAUUGAAUGAUUAAGAAACAGAACAAUAUCCACCUUAUAUUCAUGUCUUAACACUUCCUUUGAUAUACCUUUUUAUUCUGUUUUUAAGGGUAUGCAUGUUUACACCUAGGACAAUGAUAUUUAAAGCUGUUUUUCAGAUUAUAGUUUGGAACAUUGUUGCAAAUAAAGUAUGCAAAAUGACUAUACAUUUAGAAUAUCUUGUUUUAUUUACAAUUUUUAUACAAUUGAUAAUCUAAAUAAAUAAUUUUUAUUUGGAAAUCUCUCAAUUUUAGUACCAGUAAACACUAGAAUCUAGAGCUAAAAAGUAAAAUGAUAUUCUAAUGUACUUGCUACCUGAGCAUAUACUUUCUAAAUUUUUAAACAAUCCUAAUAAAAAAAUUGAUCUUAUAGAUUAGCUCGAUAACGUUACAUUCUUGUUUGCAGAUAUAGCUGGUUUUACUAAAUACUCUGGUAGCGUCCAACCAGAAAAUGUGGUUAAUAUGCUGAGAAUUUUGUUUAAUGAAUUUGAUUAAUAAUGCUAGAAGAAAAAUCUGUAUAAAAUAUACACAAUAGGUGAUUGUUAUGUUGUAAUUGGAACGAAAAACGCGAGCAACAGACUUAGACCUCAUGAAGAAGCAAAAAAUGUUGUUGAGUUAGGGUUUGAAAUGAUAGAAAUAAUUAAGAAAGUACGUUCAAUUGUGCAGUUUGAAGAGCUAGAAAUGAGAAUAGGUGUUCAUACAGGAUCGUACAUUGGUGGAGUCAUUGGUACAGAUAUUGUAAGGUACGAUAUUUAUGGUCCAGAUGUCAUGAUUGCUAACAAAAUGGAGUCAAAUGGAGAAUAAGGAAAAGUUAUGGUAAGCAAAACUACUAUGAAUUUGUUGUAUGACCAUUAUGGAAGUAGAUAUAAUUUUACCAAAGGCAACGAAGUCUAUAUAAAAUAAUUCCACAAACAUAUUGAAGGAUACUUCAUUGAACAAAACAUUAUUUGA
Messenger RNA from Tetrahymena thermophila SB210, 8367 nucleotides. RefSeq names its product adenylate/guanylate cyclase domain protein. Lineage: Eukaryota; Ciliophora; Oligohymenophorea; Hymenostomatida; Tetrahymenidae. Gene Ontology annotation, molecular function: adenylate cyclase activity. The record is from RefSeq and is a predicted model, not a curated record. The transcript is spliced from 21 exons. Gene Ontology annotation, biological process: intracellular signal transduction; adenylate cyclase-activating G protein-coupled receptor signaling pathway; cyclic nucleotide biosynthetic process.